Molecule: messenger RNA, 589 nt
Organism: Agrilus planipennis (emerald ash borer)
Lineage: Eukaryota; Metazoa; Arthropoda; Insecta; Coleoptera; Buprestidae
Product: TGF-beta receptor type-1-like
Exons: 2
Coding region: 40-390 (116 amino acids)
Biological process (GO): nervous system development; activin receptor signaling pathway; protein phosphorylation
Cellular component (GO): plasma membrane; activin receptor complex
Molecular function (GO): ATP binding; activin receptor activity, type I; activin binding
Source: RefSeq, a predicted model, not a curated record
GCUUUUCACGUUGGUUUGUUUUAGGUUUUAGACGAAACCAUGAACAUAGAGCACUUCGAUUCGUUUAAAAGAGCCGACGUAUACGCUUUAGGGCUAAUAUUUUGGGAAAUAUCAAGACGGUGUAAUGUUGGUGGUAUUUAUGAUGAGUACCAAUUGCCGUUUUAUGAUGCCGUACCCUCAGAUCCUACCAUUGAGGAAAUGAGAAGGGUGGUUUGUGUUGAACGCCAAAGGCCUAGCAUACCGAACCGUUGGCAAAGUUGUGAAGCGUUGCAUGUCAUGAGUAAGUUGAUGAAAGAAUGCUGGUAUCAUAACGCCACGGCCAGACUGACCGCUUUGAGGAUUAAAAAGACUCUUGCCAACUUCAGAGCGUCGGAAGAAUUGAAAAUGUGAAGUCAGAGAAACGAGUGCUUUACGUAAGAAAUUGUUUUAGUUCAUAUAUUUCAAAUAACCUAUCCUACUUUCCUUGACAUAAAUACAUCCUCUCCUAUUUUCAUUUAACUUACUUAGAGACUCAUUAAUUUUUGAUACUGCUCUUAUAACGACCCAACAGUUUAGUUAAGUGCAGUUAGUAGAAUAUUAGAUUAUGAAU